Molecule: messenger RNA, 1343 nt
Organism: Calliphora vicina (urban bluebottle blowfly)
Lineage: Eukaryota; Metazoa; Arthropoda; Insecta; Diptera; Calliphoridae
Exons: 2
Coding region: 1-1215 (404 amino acids)
Biological process (GO): positive regulation of cytoplasmic translation
Cellular component (GO): cytoplasm
Molecular function (GO): translation regulator activity; single-stranded RNA binding; mRNA binding
Source: RefSeq, a predicted model, not a curated record
AUGUCCCAACAGAACAGCGAAGUUUUAUUUGAUGAAAAUAUGAACAGCAACGACGAUGAUACAAGUAGCAGCAGAGACGGCGCGGCUGGUUAUGUUACAAAACAACAACAACAAUGUAAAGAAGUUAUACAUAAAAAUGAGGAAAACGGUAAAGAAGCUACAAACGAAAUGCUACAACAACAACGUAAAGAAGACGGUAGAAACGACAACAAAGUAGAGCCAGACAAAGUUAAAAAUGUAGAGGACACAGUGGAUAAGCUAAAUGAAAGUAAAAAUGUGGAGAAUACAGAGAAUGCAUCGAAAAAUGUAACGGAUAAACAACGUGAAGAAAUAGAGACACUAACACGGCAAAUAGAAGUUCUAAGGAAAAGAAAACAACUAUUAGAACUUCAAAAUGAAUUGGCAAAGUGCGAAAUAAAUGAAAACAAAUGCACAAAUAACAGGGUGGUGACUCGUGAUGUGUCAUUUGAUACACUAAGGGAAUUCCUGCCAGUAUUUGACGGAGAUAAUAAUUUUGAAAUCUGGUUGUGUUUACUAGAAAAUGUACGAAACAAUUACGUAGUGGGUGAUGACAUGUUGCGUGCUUUGAUAUGUAACAAAUUAAAAGGCAGGGCACAAGAAUGGCUUUAUACGAACCCAGUACAUAUGAGCGAAACUUUAGAUGAUUUUUUACAAGAAAUGAAAAAUAUGUUUGGCAUGAAGGAGUCAAAAUUAAAUGUUCGUUACAAGAUGCAAAAUCGUGUUUGGCAAAAAGGUGAACGUUUCGAUACUUAUUAUAAUGAAAAACUGCUUUUAGCUAAUAGCUUAAAAAUCGACGAAGAUGAAUUCAUUGAAUAUAUAAUCGAAGGCAUUCCUGAUGUUAAUCUACGAAAUACGGCAAAACUACGUUGCUUUACUACUAAAAAUGAAAUCUUACAAGCUUUUCGAAAUGUUGAGCUGAUAACAAAUACAACAUUACAACAAUCAAGUGGGCGUUCAAGUGCAACAAAUAAUUUUGCGGCUAAAAGUGGUAAGGUGACAGAACAGCCACCGAAACGAGACAUCAAAUGUUACAACUGCAACAGCAAGGGACAUAUAGCAAGCGAUUGCCGUAAACCUAAACGUGAAGACGGUGCUUGUUUUGCGUGUGCUGGAUUCGGACAUCAAGCCAAGGAUUGCGAGUUAUAUAGGAAAACUGAGAGGAAGAACGAGCAAAAUGAUUAUAAUGUCUCAUAGAUUCUGGCAGCCCCAUCAGUUUCAUAAGGCGGUCAAAUGUUCCAAUCGCUGUAGAAAUUUUUGAAAGCGGAAAGAAAACUUACUUUGGUAUAAAUAAAAGUGAAUUGAAAAUUAAUGGAAUUAUAGAA